Osmia lignaria (orchard mason bee) is the source of this 1800-nucleotide messenger RNA. NCBI's taxonomy places the organism in Eukaryota, Metazoa, Arthropoda, Insecta, Hymenoptera, Megachilidae. The record is from RefSeq and is a predicted model, not a curated record.
AUGAGUAACAAGAAUAAAAAGAUAUAUACUUACGGUGCAGGGGGAAUCGGUACCCCCAGUACCGGCCCGAAAGGGGGCGAGCCGCAAGGCCUCCUCGGGUCGUCAUCGUACGACUGUGGCGCACAGAAGGUGGUACACCAGGCCGCUGUGCAAAAAUCGACUACUGGCGAGAAAUCUAGCGAAACGAAGACUGCCCACGAUGUGGAAACGUGGUAUUCGACUCGCAGUGAAGAAGAAACUUUUGGAAGGGCCCGGGAAGGCCUAAGUACCCAACCACCGGAAGUACUCGAUAAGACGCUUAUGGGUGGUACUGAAGAGAUGGCAAUGGAGACGAUAGAUGAAUCGGUAAUUGAAGUCGUGACUGAAAUUACGGCACCUAAAAAAGAAAUGGAAAGCAAAAUUGAUCGUUACAUAUUGACUAUGAACAAACUCGUACUUACCCUGAUUGAAGCCCAUGCUGCGGUUUUCAAAAUGGAUAAGCAUGAGCUGAAACCGUCGACACAAAAUGCGAUGCAGAAGAUGGAAACAUGUGUGGACAAAAUGGCGAAAGUGAUUGAUCAACUUAAUGCGGCCAGAAGUGAAGAGAAGAAACAGAAGUUGUCCAUGACAGUCCUCCGACCUGAAAAAGAUAAAAAACAAAUGAUAUCAGUGGCGGCACAAACUGAAUGUGACAAUGGAAAUGAGGGGAUUCCUGGACCUAAGAAUGAGGCGUACGGAAAAGUUGCUAAUAGGGACAUACGGACCACAUACGGAAAAGAAAAGGAAUUCCCCACACUAACGUCGAUAACCGGACAAAAAAGGAAAGAAAUAUCACCCACCUUAAAAGAGGGGAAAAAGACGAAGAGGGGCGAUAAAUCCGGACAAACUGGCCCACGCAUAAAGAGUGUGGAGACUAUAAUUACCCGUACGCCGGAUCAGGAGGGAAACCAUGAUCAAGCGAAUUACGAAUGGGAAAUAGUGAAGAGGAGGAAGAUUAAGCAGACUUCAGGAACCCCUAGACCGAUGCCUGAGACCCCUAUCUUUGGCACCCCGGGGGAGACUAAUAGCAAUAAAAAAGGACCAACCAAGCGAAAGCGUAUGAAACCGCAAGCUAUCGCGAUUAGAUUUGAGGCGAGCAUGUCCUUCUCUGAGGUGCUUAAAAAAGUAAAAAAGACGGUGGGACCCUCACCGGAGGGUAUAAAAGGUGUUAGGCAAACGAGGGCAGGGAAUCUUUUGCUCGAGUUCACCCCAAAGGCAGACGUGGAGGCGUUCAAAAAGGUGAUCGAUGGAAAGCUGGGAACCGAGGUUACAAUUUCCAGACUUCAAGAGAGAAUGGAUGUAGAGAUCAAAGGGAUUGAUCCAGAUGUAGAAGGUGAGGAGAUCCUCGCAGCCGUUUUCACAGAACUAAGUUGUCCGAAAAGUGACGUACGUUUGAAGAUCUUGAGGACCGAUCCACGCCGUAAUAAAAUUGCCAUCAUUGAAGGCCCAGCGGCUUCACUAAAUAACUUGGUGGAAAAGGGGAAAAUUAGAGUAGGCUGGACUAUAGCGACAGUUAAGGAAAUACCGCGCAUUCUAAGAUGUUUUAGAUGCCAUGCUUUGGGGCAUGUUGCAGCAGCAUGCAAGCGUUUCCCGGAAACGGAAACUGUCCUUUGCAGGAGAUGUGGUGCCCAAGGGCACAGUCUGCGAGAGUGCAAGGAUGAACACUGUUGUAGGCUGUGCGUCGAAAAAGGGGCAGCUAUAGGGGAGGCAAACCACGUUGCUGCCUCGAUCAGGUGCCCAAUAUAUAGGGAAGCUGUUAGGGCAAAGAAGAUAAAUACGUGA